Molecule: messenger RNA, 2881 nt
Organism: Corvus hawaiiensis (hawaiian crow)
Lineage: Eukaryota; Metazoa; Chordata; Aves; Passeriformes; Corvidae
Gene: TWF2
Product: twinfilin actin binding protein 2
Exons: 11
Coding region: 299-1630 (443 amino acids)
Biological process (GO): positive regulation of neuron projection development; barbed-end actin filament capping; actin filament depolymerization
Cellular component (GO): myofibril; cytoplasm; actin filament
Molecular function (GO): actin filament binding; actin monomer binding
Source: RefSeq, a predicted model, not a curated record
UGGUGCACACUUGCAUCUCCUCUAGCUUCCCACCUUACAGCUGCAGGAAGCACUACUGCAGCUGCCAGAAGUGUUCAUGGACAUGUGGAUAAACCUGGACCCACCACAGGUGCCCAGGACACCUUGCUUGAGCCCACCUCUGGUACCUCCCUGAGUGAGUUAUCCACGUGGUUUUGUGUCCAUGCCAUGGAGGUUCACCACCACCAGGUUCCCAAGCUGGCUUUUGACACUUGGAGACACUUAGAAGCUGAGCUGAGACCCCUGAAGCCCACAGGUCUGUGGCUCUGCUGGAGGAAGCAUGAGGGAUCUCAUGUAUCUUGGCCUCAGUAGAUCCACACUGGCUGUAGCCCAGCUUGGAUUUGUUUCUGGAUUAUUUGUUCCAGGAUUUUCCAGGAACCCAUGUCUAGAGGCCACCACAGAAUUAAGGGACUUUUUUGCCAAAGCCCGAAAUGGUUCAGUUCGGCUCAUCAAGGUCAUCAUUGAGGACGAGCAGCUCGUGCUGGGAGCCCACAAAGAGCUGUCCCGGCGCUGGGACGCCGACUACGACGCCUUGGUGCUGCCCUUGCUGGACGAGCAGCAGCCCUGCUACGUCCUGUACCGCCUGGACAGCCAGAACGCCCAGGGCUACGAGUGGCUCUUCAUCUCCUGGUCCCCUGACAGCUCCCCGGUCCGGCUGAAGAUGCUGUACGCUGCCACCAGAGCCACUGUGAAGAAGGAGUUUGGCGGGGGGCACAUAAAGGACGAGAUGUUUGGCACAGUGAAGGAGGACGUGUCCCUGAGUGGUUACCAGAAGCACGUGUCCUCCUGCUCUGCCCCGGCCCCACUGACCGCAGCUGAGCAGGAGCUCCAGCAGAUCCGCAUCAACGAGGGUCGUGUGGCCCAGCCUCCCCUGUCCUCCAGCAGAGAGGUGGCACAGCUCCCUCCUCCUGGCAUAUCUGUGUGUCCCCAACCCCUUCUCCUGUCACACGAGACCCUGCUGUCCCUGCGCCGGGUGCCAUUGACAGUGUGUCUCCUCUCCCCACGCUCGCAGGAUUCCUGUUCCCAAGACUCGAGCACUGAGAUGGUGAAGACGGAGAUCAGCGUGGAGAGCAAGCACCAGACGCUGCAGGGCCUGGCCUUCCCCCUGCAGCUGGAUGCCCAGCAAGCCAUCCAGGCUCUCAAGCAGAAGAAAAUCAACUACAUCCAGCUGAAGCUGGAUCUAGAGCGGGAGACCAUCGAUCUGGUGCACACGAGCCCCACGGAGAUCGCUGACCUGCCCAAGAGGAUCCCCCAGGACUCUGCUCGCUACCACUUCUUCCUGUACAAGCACUCACACGAGGGAGACUACCUGGAGUCUGUUGUCUUUAUCUACUCCAUGCCUGGGUACAAGUGCAGCAUCAAGGAGCGCAUGCUCUACUCUAGCUGCAAGAGCCGGUUGCUGGACACUGUGGAGCAGGAGUUUUGCCUGGAGAUAGCCAAGAAGAUCGAGAUCGACGACGGAGCGGAGCUGACGGCCGAGUUCCUGUACGAGGAGGUGCACCCCAAGCAGCACGCCUUCAAGCAGGCCUUCGCCAAGCCCAAGGGGCCCGUGGGCAAGCGGGGACAGAAGCGGCUGAUCAAGGGGCCGGGCGAGAAUGGCGAGGACAGUUAGAUCCCGCAGGGCCGGCGGCGAACGGACACCAUCCCUGCGGCGCUUCCCGCCUUCCUCUCCGCUGACCUGGGGAUCUUUCCCUCCAUCUCAGCCUUUUUUUUUUUUUUUUUUCCUUUUUUUUUCCUAUUUCAUUCCUUUUUUUUAAACAUCUGGAUGGCUUGUUGCACCUGGGGGCAGAGCGAUGGGGAGGGUUCAGGGUUGUCGGUGUUCUUUUCCUGUGUCCUUGUGCAAGCCCCGGGGCUGCAGGAGGAGGAUGGGAGCAGCAGAGCCAUGGCCCCAGCCUUGCUCCUGUCCCCCUCAGGGUCACAGCCACUGCUCUCGGUGUCCCCUGGGUGACUGAAGGACACGCUCACCUGAAAGCUGCUCUAUGCAAAGGGAAGGGGGUUGGGGAAUCCUGUUUGAAAAGAGAAAAAGUUUCUUCCCCUGCUCCCCCAGCCUCCAGACUUUGUUCCCCUGUCCCGCUCUUGGUGUGCACAGCCCCUCUGCCCCAGGCCUGGAGCGAUCCCGCACCCCUUCAGGGUGUGGGCAGGACCCCCUGUGGGGUGGGCUUUGCUUCCUGUGGGAUGGGAGUUUCUCCCUGUGGAGAGCCAGGCAGCAGGAGGUGGAAGUUCCCCACUGAGUCCUGAGCUCAGCCUGGACCUGGAGAAAGGUCACUCUGCCUUUGGGUGAUGUUUGCAUCCCCUUUUUGAACUGCCCCAGUAAGGUUUUCCCCCUCAAAAAGAGCUGUUACAGCCCUGACUCAGCCCUAUCCCUGUUCAGGAUGGGAGCUGAGGGGUUCCUGAGCCCUGGUCCCCAACUCCCCAUUCCCCAGCCCCCCACCAUUACCUUACCCCCCAGGUUCUCAGCUGGGUCUCUGGUCUGGGGCAGCCCCAUGUCUCAAUAAUCACAUGGGCUACCCUAAAUCCUUGUGUGGGGGAGCAUGACAGCCCCUGUGUGCCCCCGGGGAUGUCCCCAGCCACCAAGGACCAUCGUCAGCUCCAUGGUCUGAGCUUGGCACUGUGAUUUGGGCUGCACUGGGGGCUUGGGGGGAGAGCACCUUGCUGCUGGGUACCAGCGAGGGCUCGAGAGCCACCUGCCUCCCUGAGAGGAUGGAAAAGGGGUCAGUGAAACUGCCCUCUGCUGUCCAGCUGUGGCGGUGAACGUGCCGAUGUUGCCUUGGCCUCGGCGGAGUCAGGGGGUUGAAGCUGGGGGGAGCAGAGCACACUGUACUGAACGCUGUAUUUUCUAAAGAAUAAAGUAUUUUUAAAACAG